Messenger RNA from Passer montanus (Eurasian tree sparrow), 2462 nucleotides. RefSeq names its product growth arrest specific 2 like 1 (gene GAS2L1). Gene Ontology annotation, molecular function: microtubule binding; cytoskeletal adaptor activity; actin filament binding. Gene Ontology annotation, cellular component: microtubule plus-end; actin filament; cytoplasm. Lineage: Eukaryota; Metazoa; Chordata; Aves; Passeriformes; Passeridae. The coding region runs from base 58 to 2004 and encodes 648 amino acids. The record is from RefSeq and is a predicted model, not a curated record. Gene Ontology annotation, biological process: actin crosslink formation; regulation of microtubule polymerization or depolymerization; microtubule bundle formation. The transcript is spliced from 6 exons.
CGCGGAGCGGGCCCGGCCCGGCCGUAGCGGAGCGCGGAGCGGCGGCGGCAGCUUGCCAUGGCCGACCCCAGCCACAUCCAGUCGGCUGCCUCCAAGAGCAUCCGCCCCUUCCGCUCCAGCGAGGAGUACCUGGAGGCCAUGAAGGAGGACCUGGCCGAGUGGUUCAACACCCUCUACGACCUGGACAUCCAGGUGGACACCUUCCUGGAGAGCCUGGAGACGGGGUGUCACCUCUGCCGCCACGCCAACAACGUCAACCGCAUCGCCCUGGACUUCCAGGAGCGGCACCCCGAGGCGGCCGCGCGCAUGCGGGUGCCCCAGAACGAGGUGGUCUUCCAGGCCAAGAACGUGGUGCCCGGCUCCUUCAUCGCCCGGGAUAACGUCUCCAACUUCAUCCAGUGGUGCCGGCAGGACCUGGGCAUCCAGGACGUGCUCAUGUUCGAGACCAACGACUUGGUGCUGAAGAAGAACGAGAAGAACUUUGUCCUCUGCCUGCUGGAGGUGGCCAGGAGGGGCUCCAAGUUCGGCAUGCUGGCCCCCAUGCUGAUCCAAAUGGAGGAGGAGAUCGAGGAGGAGAUGAGGGACCAAAUGGCCGACGGCGCGCUGGGCCCGCGCCGGGAGAGCCGGGACCCCCAGGCGGGCGCCUUCCCCGGCCGGGCCCGGCCCAUCACCCUGUGCGACCUCAAGAACCUGGACGAGCUGGUGCGGGAGAUCCUGGGCUGCUGCUCCUGCCCCUCGCAGUUCCCCAUGGUCAAGGUCUCGGAGGGGAAGUACAAAGUGGGCGACUCCAACACGCUCAUCUUCGUCCGAGUGCUGCGGAGCCACGUCAUGGUGCGCGUGGGCGGCGGCUGGGACACACUGGAACAUUACCUGGACAAGCACGACCCGUGUCGCUGCGCUGCCCUCUCCCACCGCCUGCCGCAGCCCCGCACGCCGGGCAUGUCCCCCCAAAAAGCAGCCCCCGGCGCCUGCUCGUCCCGCGCCUCCAGCCCCAGCGUCCCCCGGCGCCCCCGGCCCGCGGGGCCCCCCCCGGCCGCGGCAGAGCGAGCCCAGCCCCGGGGGGACCCCCCGAAGCCCCCCAGGCAGGAGGGUUUGCCCCCACGAGGGGCGGCCGCCCCCUGCUCCGGCAGCCCCUCCCGGAGCCCCGCGGAGCCAAGGGGAGCAGGGACCCACAGGCCGCGCGCCCCGGCUCGCUCCCGGCGCUGCUCGGGUGACAGCGACUCCUCGGCCGCCUCCCCCGGCGGGCGGCGCGACCCCCGGCCCGGCCCCGGGGACCCCGAGGAGCUGGCGCGGAGGCUGCGGGCCCCGCGCUGGCUGGAGCCCGGGCAGGAGCAGCGGCUGUUCCAGCGGCUGGAGGAGGAAUUCCUGGCCAACACGCGGCUGCUGGAGCAGCUGGGGGACGCGGAGAUCCCCCCGCCCGCGCCCCCCGCCGCCGCCGACUCGGCGUACUGCUCCUCCUCAUCCUCGUCCUCCUCCCUGAACGUGUUCGCCAAGCAGGGGCUGCCCGCCGAGGACGGGCGGCGGGGCGGGAGCAGCGACGGGAACAACAACGGGAACAACAACGGGAACAACAACGGCGGGUGCCCCCCGCUGCCGUCCAACCCCACCCUGGCAGAUGCCCGGCGCCGCUCCACCUUCUCCAGCUCCUCCGACGAGAGCUGCUGCUUCCCGGCCUCCUGGGACAACCGGGAGACGCCGGGCAACCCCGGCUCCGACACCGACUGGGCCGCCGGCGAGGACGAGCUGAUGGAGACGGAGGAGAGCCCCGGGCCGGGGGUGCCCGCGGCCCCGCCGCGGCCCUGGGCCAAGCCCCGGCUGGACACGCAGCCCCACAGGGCGCCCUCCCGCAUCCCCACGCCCCGGGGCUACGGGGCAGGCGCCCAGCGGGCCCCGAACGGCGGCCCCAGGGCCUGGGGGGCUCUGCAGAGCAUCCCCUCGUCCCUCCUGGAGCCCGCCUGGGCCCCGCGGGAGCGCGAGGGGCUGGAGGACAGAGCGUGGCCCUGAGGGGUCCAUGGCCGUGGCAGCUCCUGGCAGCCCCUGGGGACAUCCCCGAGCUGCUGGGAGGGCAGAGGUGGCACCCGGCCAGGCGAGGGCCACAGAGGUGGCCAGGACCUCUUCACUUGGUGACUGUCGGCACUGGGGUGGGCCCGGCCAGGAGCCCCCGGCCCCAGAGGGUGCCAGGGGUGUCCCCAUGCCACGGGGAGCAGCUCCGCAGAGGGGGCAGCCGUGUGGUCAGGGCAGUGGUGGCCAGAGCAGAGCUGGGAACGGGGCUGGAGAGCACCCACUUCUCUUGGUCUCUUCAUCUCCUCACUUGUUUUCCUUAUCUUGACCAUCUCUUCUUGUCUUCUCCUCCUCGUCUUGCUAUUCUUGUCAUCCUCCUCCUCCUCACAUCUUCUCUUCUUUUGCACUGCCUCCUCCUUCUCUUCUCCUCCUCUUGGCCCUCACAUCAUUUUCCUUCAUCA